Pectinophora gossypiella (pink bollworm) is the source of this 5030-nucleotide messenger RNA. Its product is annotated as monocarboxylate transporter 3. The record is from RefSeq and is a predicted model, not a curated record. The transcript has 9 exons. Gene Ontology annotation, molecular function: monocarboxylic acid transmembrane transporter activity. NCBI's taxonomy places the organism in Eukaryota, Metazoa, Arthropoda, Insecta, Lepidoptera, Gelechiidae. Bases 305 to 2227 code for a protein of 640 amino acids. Gene Ontology annotation, biological process: transmembrane transport; monocarboxylic acid transport.
GGCUCAGUGUUCAGCCCGGUCCCGUCGUGGAGGCACGCGUUCUCUUGCCCGCAAACAGAUAACAGAAAUAAAAUAAAAUAUCACAAAAAAACAGUGUGGACAAGUGUGCGAUAAACUUCGCAGUUACCCACGCAACCUUGAAGUGUUUAGGUAAAAGAAAAAAAAAAAAAACAAAAAGCGCGGGAGUGUGACGAACGCGUGGAUGUACGCCGGCGUCUGCUCGUGUUCGAAAUUUGAAGUCAAGGUUGCGAAUUGGAGUCCAAUUUGAAGUUUUGAACCUUCGGUGUUUUGGAUCGGAUAAACAAUGGUGGUCAGAGUAGCAACAGACGAGCGUCCGUUCGAGACGCCGUCUUCUGACGAGAGUGGGCUGGGUCGUAGCGACUCUCCCAGUGAGGAGUCGGAGCCUGAAGCGGCAUUGGUGGUACCACCAGACGGUGGUUGGGGCUGGGUGGUGGUGGUGGCGUCUUUCAUGUGCAACUUCCUCGUUGACGGCAUCAUCUUCUCCGGAGGAAUGCUGCUGGACUCCAUACAAGAAGACUUCAAAACGACGAAAGGCCACGUGGCACCUGUGAACUCAUUACUGGCUGGUCUGUACCUUCUCGGCGGUCCCUUCGUUUCAGCUUUAGCAAACAAAUACGGAUUCCGAGUGGUAACAAUCGUGGGUAGUGUGAUAUCUUCCAUUGCGUUCGGCCUGUCCUAUUUCGCGACGAGCAUAGAAUAUCUCUACCUUGUCUAUGGAAUCAUUGGAGGUUUCGGUUGCGGCAUGGUGUACAUGCCGGCGGUCCUGACUGUGGGCUUCUACUUCGAGCGGUGGCGCGCGCUGGCGACGGGGCUGGCUCUGUGCGGCUCCGGAGUCGGCACCGUCGUAUUCGCACCCAUCACCAAUAGUCUCAACGCGUCUGUCGGCUGGCGGGUCACCAUCCUCAUCUAUGCAGGACUCCUUCUGAUUUGCGUGAUCUGUGGAGCGAUGUUCAGGCCCAUCAAGCCGACUCGCGUCACCCUCGCCGACCAGGCCGAAGACACCGACACUGCUCGUCGGCACGAAGAAGCCGUCGAAAAACUUAACUCCAUGCUCAAGCUUCACAGCAAACUCGACUCUGGAAUCUCUAUGCCAAACGAAAUGAGGUUUACCAACAAAGUCAGCCCCCACACUUGGAUGGGAGUCGCCAAUAACACGCGGUACCCGACCGCUGAAGAAGUCUUCCGAGGAAGCAAUUCCCAUCUCAGCAGGAGAUCGUCUGCCACCGCCGGAACCAUCAAACUCGGAAACAAACCACUAUUUAUUACUGCACCUGUUGAUGAGAAAGACGAACAAGAAGACUCUAAUAGCAACAUUGAAAACACGGAACCCCUUAUUGCUCCGGGUGUCAAAGUCGUACCAAGAGAAGCGAGGUGCCGUCGCUCGCAUGCUGACCUGGCCAGGCCUCUUUACCGUGAUGAUAUCUUCUUCGGCGCCAGCUUGACCAGGCUUCCUCAGUACACAUCUAGAACCUCACUUGGAUACCACUUAGCUGUCACUCACGUUCCUACUAAAGAAGACGCGCAAGAAGAACGUUCUGGCAAGUGUAGUCUUUGCCCCGAAGCCGUCAGAAGGACUCUUGCUACUAUGUUGGAUGUCAGUCUGUUCAAGUCACCAACUUUCAACAUUUUAGCCAUCAGCGGCUUCUUCACGAUGUUAGGCUUCUUCGUGCCUUACAUGUAUUGUAAGAAGAGAGCAGAAGAGAAUGGAAUGAGUGAACACAGUGCUGUGCUGCUGGUAUCAGCUAUUGGUAUCGCCAACAUUGUGGGUCGUAUUGCGUGCGGGUUGGUGUCGUCUAUGCCGAAGGUGUCUCCACUGUGGCUCAACAACAUCGCUCUAUCUGCUGGCGGUAUUGCAACCAUGUUCAGUGGCUACUGCUUCGAUGAAGUCUUCCAAUACACUUACUGCGUUGUCUUCGGUCUUGCUGUUGCAUGUUUCGCGUCACUCCGGUCGAUCCUAGUAGUGGAGUACAUCGGUCUAGAGCAGCUGACGAACUGCUUCGGUCUCUUCUUGCUGUUCCAAGGCUUCGGUGCACUAUUGGGCGCCCCUAUUGCUGGUGCCCUAAUGGAUCUGACUAAUAGCUACGAUAUAUCCUUCUACGUAUCGGGAGGCUUCCUUCUCUUCUCCGCUGUAAUGUGCUACCCUGUGGACUACAUCAGCAGGUGGGAGAAGGCCCGCAACAAACUGAACACCACUCCCAAAGUCUGAGGCACGGACGAAAUCACAGGAUCCCAAGCUGAACUGUUUUCGGUUGAAACAGACACCGAGUUAGAACCGCAAUCCGAUUAUAGUGUUCUGAAAACAGUGACUCGUACGUAAUACCAUGUGAUUUCAAAUAUUGAAGGCGCAUUCCUCGUGAAUGUGGUACGAUAGACUGGAUAUGUAGGAUAAGAAGCCUGUUGCAGUGCUUAUGAGUGACGAUGAAACAACCCAGAUGAAAUAGAAAUAAAGUACUUACAAUUGGUACUACGGUUAUUUCGAGCUCGAAUAAUACUUUCAUACAGAAAUGCAGUCAUACCCAGAAUCUCGGAAAUUAUUAUUUACUUUUAAAUACAACACAAUACAAUUUGUUUAAACCUUGUACAAAAAUCAUCAAACGUAGGUUACAAUUGAAAUAUUUAUUGUGUACGUACUCUAUCAGAAAUCAUGAAAUUAUGAAUUAGAAACAUUCCCAAAAUGAAUCUUUGACAAAACUGCCUUGGGAUUUUACUGAAUGGCUCAAUACAGUCAGAUAAAUGCAUUUAAUUGUAGGUUUAGUAGUUUCAAGUACAAAGACUGUAGUAUAGGCGCAGUUUUGUCGAAGUGGCUCCCAGACACUGUAGAGACGACAUAAAGCCAAAAUGUACUUUAAUUUUUAUAGAAAUUAUUGUUAGUGUGUACCCAAUUUUAUGUUAAAAAGUGGUGCAUAAUUAUAAGACUAUUGUUAUUUAGGUACUUACUGCAUAUCACUGCUUGAGAUGAGUGAGUUUAAUUGUAAUGUUGAUAAAUGUACAUAACUUAUACAAUUUAACGCUUGUGCCUUGAUUGUACGAAGUGAUAAUUUUGGUGGAAGUUUAACAAAAUCGUAAUCACGUUAAUGUUUUCUUAACAAUUCCUUAUAUUUAAGGAGAUAAUGUUCCGAAAGCCCUCUACUUUGUUUUGUAGCUUAGUGUACCUAGGUUCUUCGUACACGGUAAGAAGCACCAACUACCUUUAUCUAAGUAGAUAGAUAAUUUAUAAUUUCAUCAAAAAAGUGUAUGAAUGUAUAGUACAACUAACGAAACAUGUUUGUAGGCACAUAGGUAUAUCUAUUUUACUAUAAUUAUUAUUGAGUCACCAAUCGUACUGUACCCUGUGUACUUAUAAUUUUUUAAAUAUUUUCGAACAAUGUUCUUUACCGUGUACGGAUUUUCUUUAAAUCGUAACUCUUUAGUGUAAGAACUACAACUGUGGCUGUGGAAUUUAUAGCGUAAUGUUUGUAGAUAAGAAAUCAUAGUCAUUUGGUCCCUUCGUUGCUCUCACUCCUGCAAUCUUCAUAUCUCUUUAUCAACUCAAGUUCUACCAACGGAUUUAAGCACACAAUCGAUAGUUUCGAAAUAUUCUUGUUCACAAAUUGACUGUGAUGUGAUUCUGUGGGUUAUCAGCUUGCUUCUCAGACGCUGAGCGCCGUACCUCCGCAGGUACCGGAGUGUAUUAGUAGUGUGUUAGUUUUUACUACUUAAUACAGGUCGCUCGACCAUUAUUUGACGGCGAUAGGGCUGCCUAUCGCGUUAGUCAAAUAGAAAGCUCGUUGACGUGUGGAUACCUACUUAGUACGAUGCGAUAAAUGUACCUCUGACUACCCCGAUUAGGAAUAUACUUAGUCAUGAGAUUAUGUUGUAUUUGUAUGUUAACUAUCGUUGUGUGUUUAUAUCCUAGUGAUGUGUCUAAAUUCGCCAUUAGUUUCCAUUUAGGUACCUGCCUAGUUUCUAUGAAAACUCACCGCAAGUUUUAUUUUUUGAUUACUAUAUAGGUACCUAGGUACUUAUUUUUCAUUUCUCUAUAAUUAGAAAUAUUCAUAAUUAUAAAUGAUAACAAUAAACGAUGUCGAAAUAGGGGCUUUCCAGGCUACUUCCCUUAAAAACAAUAUAGAUGGCGCUGUGAAGCUUUUUCAUGGAUAACGAACAUACCUAACGCAUCUUUUAUCUUUGUUUUUGUUAGUAAAAAUAAUGAUCCUUUUUAUUACACCCAGGCACAAUUAACCCAUUAUUAUUCUGAUCAAAAUAAUGAGAAUCAACACAUAAGUAGGUAACAACAUCAUUCUAUACAACAAUAUCUUUACUUACUAUAUUUUUAAGGAAUCUCGCCUGGAAAGUCCCUAAAAAUCUGGUAAUUUUUUGGAUUAUGCAAUUUUUUAUAUAUUUAUUUUUGUUUUAUAAAUGGAAGCUUUUUUGGUAGAUCUGUUGAUAUAGACUUAUUAAUGGUUGUAUUUUGUACUUUGUUUUAUGUUUGUUCGCGUUGGAUUGUUUUUGUUAGUGACUAUGAUUUUUUAGAGUUAGUGUGUAUGGAUGCCACAGUGCCAUAAUAGAGGAAUAUUAAAUUGUUUGCAUGAUAUGUGCCCUCGAUAUAUUGCCCCUAAGGUCCUUAUUGGUCCUGUCCUAUUUUGGUACUCAUUUAAAGUUCCUGUGCAUUACAAUCUAAUAAAUUCGCAGGUGUAACGAGUUAUAGCAUAAUUUCAUUCUAUUGAACGAAAGCCAAUAUAAUGCAACUACGUUACGCCUGUCAAAAUAAAAAAGCAAUGACUUUUGAUCCUUCCAUUUCAUGGAAAGAUAGAAAGGAGGUUUUAACACAUAUCAGUUAUAAUUAUGGCGGCAAAAUAUGGCAGAAGGAUAAAUAGAUUAUUUUAAUUAAUGAAUAUUCCGCCUGCUGCCAUAUUUUGCCACAGCUGCCAAGUGACAAUGCAAGCAGUCUUCCUUAGCCUGUAUUGAAGUGUUUUAAGAGGUUUUCCUCAGAAUCAUAUUCUUAAUGAAUAAAAAGUAAUAUUGUUGACUUA